This is a messenger RNA of Leptonychotes weddellii (Weddell seal), 326 nucleotides long. The record is from RefSeq and is a predicted model, not a curated record. Lineage: Eukaryota; Metazoa; Chordata; Mammalia; Carnivora; Phocidae.
AUUUUACAAGUUCGUGGGAUAUGAGUAAGUUCCUGAACAUUCAGUGCCGGCUGAGCAGGCUCAAAUAUCCUCCUUUUGCUAAAAAGUGGAUCAAUAUUCGAAAGUCAUAUGGAAACUUUUACAAGAUACUUGGGUUCUUCCACCUUUUGGCCGUUGUAAAUACUGCUCCAGUGAAUGUGGAUGUGCAAAUAACUGAGUCCCUGCUUUCAGUUCUGUGGGUAUAUACCCAGAAGUGGAAUUGGAUCAUACGGUUCCUAGAAGCCAAACCAAAUUGACAAUAAUGCUUGAAAAGCUAGGAAUGGAUUAUGAUGGGCGGCCUCACAGCG